This is a messenger RNA of Caenorhabditis remanei, 603 nucleotides long. RefSeq lists its product as uncharacterized. Gene Ontology annotation, cellular component: nucleus; cytoplasm. Gene Ontology annotation, molecular function: cullin family protein binding. The transcript has a single exon. Gene Ontology annotation, biological process: SCF-dependent proteasomal ubiquitin-dependent protein catabolic process. The coding region runs from base 1 to 603 and encodes 200 amino acids. The record is from RefSeq and is a predicted model, not a curated record. Lineage: Eukaryota; Metazoa; Nematoda; Chromadorea; Rhabditida; Rhabditidae.
AUGGCUGAACAAGCUCCAGUCGAUGUGGCUCCAGUAGCUGAGGCGGAACCAAUCUACUACUUCAAAUUGGGAUCAUGUGAUGAUAAAGAAGUGAAAAUCUCGUCUGAAGCCAUCAAACAAUCGAAAACUCUCAACGAUCUCGUCUCGAAUCUUCAAUACAACGCAGAAGAGGGGGAAUCAACUGAGGUUAUCCCAAUGGACAACAUCAAGGAACCCACACUCGUCAAAGUUAGGGACUGGUGUGAGAAGCACAAAGGAGAGCCGAUCCCAGUGGACGAUGAGAGUGUCCCAAAGAAUGUGACUAUCCCGGAAUGGGAUGAAGAGUUUCUCAAAAUCGAUAAUGACGAGCUCUUUCACUUGAUUCUGGCUGCUAACUAUCUUGACAUUAAGCAACUCUUGAACUACGCUUGCAAGAAGGUUGCUCUUAUGGCUAAGGGAAAGUCACCGGAAGAGCUUCGUGCUAUCUUCGCAAUUCCAACUGAUGAGGAAGAUGAGGCUGCGGAGAAGGCGGCUGCUGAGAAGAAGAAGGCUAAGGAAGCUGAAAAAGCUGCUGCGGCGGCUGCUGGAGAGGCUGGACCAUCUGAUGCUGCUGCUGCCAACUGA